GUCCUAUUCAUAUAAACUUGAAGUCGCAUACAAAAAAAACACUUUUUUUUGAAGUCGCAUACAAAAAGUCAUCUGAUCUUUUAUACUGUAGCUCAUUUAGUUUUAAUUAGUUCCAUUUUACAUUAAUUUUAUAAUAGUCUUACUCCAAUUUUAGUGAAUUGUGAAAACUAUGGGCAAUUGGUUUUCUACGCCCUAUCCUUUUAGAAAGAAGGUUGUGGUAUCGAGAAAUCCGACAGGGCAGAAGAUUAAUGAAAAAUACAUGAUUUUUCAUGACCAAGUGCUCGGGCGCGGAUCAUAUGGGGUUGUACGCGAAUGUAUAGAUUUGUCUAGUGGUGAGAAAUUGGCUUGCAAAACUAUGUCUAAAAUGGAGUUGGAGAGUAAGGACAGGGUUGAACACGUGAGAAGAGAGAUUGCGAUUUUAAGGCAUUUAAAGAAUCAUCCAAACAUUGUCUCUAUAAAAGAUGUUUGUGAAGAUGACAAUGAACUGCACAUUGUAACGGAGUUGUUGAAGGGAAAGACAUUAGACUAUAUUCUACAUAGGGUGCCGCUACCGGAGAAGGAGGCUUCAACAAUUAUUAGGACUCUUGUGGAAAUAAUUCAGGUGUUGCACAACAAUGGGGUGAUACAUCGUGAUAUCAAAUUUGAAAAUUUUAUGUUUGGUGGAAGCACUAAUAACAUUGCUACAUUAAAGGUCAUUGAUUUUGGGAUAUCUGUUUUCUACAAUCCUGGCGAUACAUGUAAACUUAGUUCGUGCACUCGACACUAUGUGGCUCCCGAAGUUUUAAUGGGCAACAAUCAGGAUCCAGAGGUUGACAUUUGGGCCGCCGGGGUCAUACUCUACAUUCUUCUCUGUGGUAUAGCUCCUUUCAGAAAAGAUAAUACAGAUGAAUUGCGUGAAGCAAUUAUUCAUGCUGAAGUUUGUUACGAGCGCCCUCCUUGGCCAGACGUUUCAAAUGAAGCUAAAGAUCUAGUAAAAAAAAUGCUUAAUCCAAAUCCAAAUGAACGACUUACCGCUCAUCAAGUUCUUAUUGAGAUAGGUGGACGACGGUCACUUUCAGUAGCAUGUCCCAGAAAGUCGUCCAUGUAAAAAGAGCCAUCUGAGUGGUAAAAGCAGUCUGAAGCAUCUGAAAAUGCCUGAAUAAGCCUGUUCUGUUUCUCGGGAGGUGGAGACCAAUGUUUCUCUAGAUAGGCUCCCUGAAUUUGAAAAUCAAAAAUGAGCUUGGAUAUGGAUGUGGGUUCCUCUGUAAUUAACGAGGUUUCUUGAGAGCGGUGCAUUGGUUCCUCCAGCUCUAAAUUAGAAAUUCCCACGAAGUUUGAAAAUAUCGCUAGAAAAUCGAGUAGCCCUGAAUUUUGUGGACCCACUGGGAUCGCAAUGAAAUAUCCAUUAUCUUUGGCCAUUGUUAUGAAGCCACCAGCCUUGUUAAAAUUUGAUGAGACCGAGAUAGGUCCAAAUCGCCUCA
Messenger RNA from Cuscuta europaea, 1460 nucleotides. The record is from the annotation of a GenBank genome assembly. NCBI's taxonomy places the organism in Eukaryota, Viridiplantae, Streptophyta, Magnoliopsida, Solanales, Convolvulaceae.